CGCUACACUCUUGUCAAAUAACCCGCCCUUUUCUUUCUGAUUCUUCAGUCGUCUCAUUGGUGAAUGCAGGCUCCUUGAUUUGUGUUACCGCGUAGAUAGGAAGAAACGGCAUAGGAACUAGUGAGGUGAAUGACUUGCGGGCUCGACAAGGUAUGAACAACGUUAAGCGUAAUGGGUUUUAAAACACAAGUUUACACAUGCUUAGUAACCAGACCAUUUAACGUUGCUUCGAGAAAGGCAUGGUUAGAAAUCCUUUUUGUCUGGUUAAAUUAUACCAGUAGCGUCUCCGCUGUUUCCCUCAGGGUCAUUUAAACUGGUGCUCCAGCCAGAGGAACUGCAUCAAAGAUUCUUUAAAACGCAUAAGCCUACGUGGUCGUAUUGUCUAGAAAUGUUCGGAGUGCUACCUGUGUGUUUGUUUAUCCAAAGAGGUUGCAAAUAAUUUGCAUUUGAACGUGUUUCCCCUCUGUUGUGCCACGUUUUAUGACAAGAGAUUCAGGUAACCAACGGUAUACGUGCAAAUCUCUCUGGGGAACAGGCUAAGUUAGCUAUUAGCUAACCAACAGUUUUCUGAUUCUCUAGACGUAGAGAUUAUUAGAUCUUCUUGCGUUGGCUAACGUGAUAAUUAAAGCUAGAAUAUUGCUACAGUCUUGCGCUAGCCAGCGCCUGACUUGCAUGUGAAUUUGUAUGGGUUCCGUCUCAAACCUUUGUUUGCAAUAACAGCAGUGGUCUGUCAAAUUAAGAAACGAUGUGCAGCCCACGUGAGGUACUACUUGUUGGCGAGGGCAACUUCUCGUUUUCAGUUGCUCUGGCCGAAUCGUCUAUGGAUGAGCUAAAUGUAACGUCAACUUGCUUGCAGUCAGAGGAUAAGACAUAUCGCCUGGAGAAUGCUCGAGAGAACGUUCAGCGCAUACGCGAUUGUGGUUCAUCGGUGCUCUUUCAAGUGGACUGCACAAGUCUGAAAGAACAUGAGGCUCUUCAAAAUAAUCUUUUUGACUGCAUUAUCUUCAACUUCCCCCACUUCGGUCGCAAAAGCGGAGUGAAGAAGAACCGUCAUCUCCUGGCUAAAUUUUUCCUCAGUUGUGUGCAGGUCUUAAAAGGUGGAGGGGAGGUUCACGUGGCCUUGUGCAAUGGCCAAGGUGGCACUCCAGCUGACAGUCCAAUGAGAGAGUGGCACAACAGUUGGCAAGUUGUUGCCAUGGCAGCGGAAGCUGGCCUGAUCUUGAGUGAGGUCCAUCCUUUCGAUCCGAUGAAAUAUCAGGGCUAUAAAUGCACAGGUUACAGGAGCCAAGAUAAAGGAUUCCAUGUGGAUAGUGGUCUUAACCAUAUCUUCACCCAAAGUUAUCCAUAUUCUACACCUGCAGUGACUUUAAAAAUGGAGGCAGCAUUGGCCAAAGACUCAAUAUUAUUUGAACUUCCAGAAGAGCUAAGUGAAUAUGUGAACCGGUCUUUCCUUGACUCCGAAUCAUGCCACCCUGUGAAAUUAGUGCAGGAGCAGCUACUUCGGGAACUGAAGUCAUCCUGGCCCGUUUACACCCUGACCCAUAACUUUCCUGAACUGGUCUGUUGCACCCCAGACCAGCUCCACACAUUUGGCCCAGAUGUUGCUGCCUCAGACAUGUAUUGGGUGAGGCCCAUUGAAACCCAUGGUCUACGUGAGGAGGACGAGAUGAUGGGCGAUGACCACCUAAGCUCCAACACCAAGUACGCGCUACAGCCAUCUAUGCUGAUGCAUCUUUCAGAGAUUAUCCAGCACGAAGAUUUCAGUCCGGGAACUCUGCACGCACUGAGUGGUCUGGUUUUCCGUCGAGCCCCUGUGUCCUCAAGCACGUCGCCGGUCCAUCACCAGCUGCUUCUCGUGGGAGCUUUCCCCUCCGACUCCGAACCUUUAAAGUGUCUCCAGGGGUGUUUAGAGACACUUCUGUCUCCUUAUGGAGUCUCGUUUAUAGGGGACCAAGAGGACGCCAAGAAGGUGUGGAUGAACUCAGAAAAACUUCCCAAGUUUGGGAGGUUAGCGUACGUGUCUGCACCAGAGUAUGAGUUUCAAGGUGUCCGACUGUCUGUGGUCACGAUUAACCUUGACUACUUGGCCACGCUUGUCUUCAAUCUGUUUGAUUGGCGCUUACUCUGGAGUCCUGAUCCCCGCUUCCUUCACCACUUCUCCUCCAAACCCCUGGAACCUUUCUGCACAUUCUCGCUGUACCCGCCAAGCUACUCGCACGACAUCAGCUUCUGGAUGGAACCGGACAGCUUUGACGAACUUGACUUCCAUGCUGUGGUCCGUCAAGCGUCAGCAGGCGCGGUACGAGAGGUGGUGCUGGUGGACCGUUUCCGACAUCCACACAUGGGUCACGCCAGCCUUUGUUACCGGUUGACCUACCAGUCGCCUGAUCGUGCACUCUCGCACAGUCAGGUGAAGGACAUACACAAUCAGUUGCGGCAACUGAUGUCUCAAAAACUACAGGUCACACUCAGGUAGAUGAGAUGAAAUCUAUAUCGUAAUUUAAUACGAUGAGGAAGAUUUUAAGGUCAAACACUGGUGGAUCAGUGCAAUACUUCCACAUGCUGUAGUUAAUGAACAAGAAGCUCAUUAAGUGAGUUUACAUGGAUACUUUUAUUCUGAUUAUGAUAACUUUUAUUCUGAUUAUAAUGAUAUAUUUUAUUCUGAUCGGAAUGAAAAUUACACAUAUAAACACCUUGACUGCCAAUCCGAUUUGAAUUUUAAUCGGAAAGGAAAGGAGUGGUGCAUUCCGUUCUUGUUCCGGUCAAUUGGGUUGCCUGCUGUAGCUUCUCAAGGAAAAGUAAGGCAGUUACAUCUAUUCCAAUCAAGGAACGCUUGUAAGCACCUGAUCGGAAUAGAACACACCCCAUGUAAAGAAAUGGAACACAUUUUUCAUCCGGAAUAGUUUUAUCAGAAUAAGAAGAAAACUGUCCCAUGGAAACCCGCUUACUCUGAGUGACUUUCUUCUUUGCCGGUCAUUUCAAAUAGGGCCCCCAGUUGUCAACAAAGCGCUAUUCCGAUCCUAUCUGCAAACCAAAUCCGCCCUAAAUAUGUUCUUGUAUUUAUUAUGUGCACUAUCAAGACUGUUUGGAUUGUAUAUUAUACGUAUCACACUGCAUGACUUAAACCCAUACAACAACAGAUAAAAACCCAAGGGGUGUACUACAAAGCAAGUUCAACAUACCUAGGCUUUCUUUGUGUUAGUUGGCUUGACAACCCCUAUAUAGCUGGUAGGUUGACAGACUGCAAAAUGUAUGUAUUUCAGGAAAUCUGUUACGUUGAAUGCCCUGACUUUACAUAACUAGCCCUCUAAUAUUUCUUUAGUGGAUCCCUCCAGCAGCUCUAAUAAGCUUUGGUUUAUGGACUACUUUUCCGUUCCAUUAUAUCACAAUCUUAGAAUGUACCUUAGGGGCUAUAUUUUAGUUUUCUUUUCUGUUCAUCUUUUUAAUGUGUAAAUCAAAUAUUAGCCCCAAACUCAGACAAGCCAUAUCAGAGGUUCAGUAAAUGUGCAUCUAAUUUCAGUGUACUGUGAAUAUGACGAUCAUGUUUACUGUGACAAUGUUGGCCAGUCACAUUAUCACUAUGGUGCAUGCAGUUACACAUUCACCGGUAGGUGAUAUGUGCUUGCUUUGUUGGUAAACAAAUACUGUUUUUAAGAAUGUGACUGAGCAACAAAUGUAUGCUGUUGAUAUGUUUGUUCAAAAAAAAGAUCUACUUUCUAUUAGGCUACUUCAUGUAAGCCUGGUAUGGCCAGUAUCUGUGUCAGUAAUAUGUUUAAUCUAAUGUAAAUUGUGAGGUAUGCAUGCACUUGAUAAACCACUGGAAGUGGUUGAAAAAACGAUUAAAUUCGUUUAGGCUCGUCCUUUAGCCUACCUCAUAUGUGAUGUAACAACAGAGAUGUCAUAUGGUCUUGGCUGCUAAUAACGUGUAUUUAAUAUGUGUAUUUAUUCUUAUUUAUAAGGUGAACGAUUUUAAAUGUGGAAUGUAUUAUGAAGUUUCAGGAAAUGUUAUUUAUAUUGCUUUUAGAUAUUUGUAUUUAGUAUACAAUGAAAACAAGGAUGAAAUAAAAAAUAUUUAU
Messenger RNA from Sardina pilchardus (European sardine), 4076 nucleotides. RefSeq names its product ferredoxin-fold anticodon binding domain containing 1 (gene fdxacb1). Gene Ontology annotation, molecular function: rRNA (uridine-N3-)-methyltransferase activity. Lineage: Eukaryota; Metazoa; Chordata; Actinopteri; Clupeiformes; Clupeidae. The coding region runs from base 746 to 2476 and encodes 576 amino acids. The record is from RefSeq and is a predicted model, not a curated record. Gene Ontology annotation, biological process: rRNA base methylation. Gene Ontology annotation, cellular component: cytoplasm. The transcript has 6 exons.